CGGCUUUAUGUCCAGCAGAUGGCGCGCUUUGACUAGCUUAACCGUUAUGUUUACUCUCUUUCAUUUGCUACUCAAUUUGAUAGCUGAGACAGCUUGAUUACACACGUAUGGUCAGCAGGGGGCGCCAGACUAUUCCUAGCUGUAAAGUAGAGUAAUUGCUGUUGGUUAUUUAUGGCAUAAAAUCCUACCUCACCCCCCAAAUGAGAUUUGACAUUAAACACAAGCAUACUUACCAAAAGCCGAACUGUUAACAAUUGUUUACUGUUUAACUCUAAACGCAAACGCUAUGUGGGCUAUUCUUUGUCCUUCCAAACAAGGGCAAUGGCUUUUGAAUUGUGCUGCAACACUAGCUGUUUUAAUAAAUCAGUUGACAACAAUUUCGAGUUUAGUUUAAUAUUAAGAAUUUGGUAGAUGAUAUAUUAUGUACUUGGAAUAAAACAUUGACAAUAAAAACCACAAACUGUAACUUUAUCAAGUGUAAAAGGUGAUCUAAAAAGAUGGGUCUUAGGCUAAAAAGUUGAUUUAAUCAUACAUUUCAAACAAUUUAUGCAUCUAAACCGCAAAAAUUGUGAUCAGUAUUUUCCUACAUUCUGUAGGUUAAUGCCCCACACUCCAUAGAGCAGGGUAGGCUACCCAUAGUGUUUCCUAAGAACAACAGGAAAUGUGUGCCACCCAUUCAAUAGGGUGGCACCAGAUCAGACGUCGAGAUUAAAUGUACAUCUCAAAGUAUGUUUUUCAAUGAUUGCCUCUGUCUUAUCAGCUGUUGUCUGUGGGUGACAAAUUGUACCAAAACCAUUCUUAGUCGUACUUAUGUAUAGCUUUGUUAAACAUGUAGCCUUGGCGUCAUGAAACCCUUUGCAAAAAUGGGGAAUUGCAAAAAUAACUCAAUCAACACAACAGCAAAUCAUUUGUAUAUGCACCUCUAUGGACUCUGGACUCUGGAGCAUUCGAUAUGUCUGUUCAUAUUUGCCUGUUUACUUCCUUUAGCCACUUGACCAUCAAGUUGUCCGAUGAAUACAUUUUAUAUAUGCAUUUUUAAUUGAUUAUAUUAGAUUAGUCGGAAUAAAAACAAUGAUCUCAGCGCACAUGUUUCUUAACAAAGCCAGAAACGAGUCUAUUGGCCGGUGUAAUCAAGAGAGUGGAUUGGAUGGACAACGGCUUACAUUUGGGUGGGGCAAAUAGGAAUGGAAGCUCAUGCCUUAAUUCGACCAAAUCAGACCUGCAGUGCUGACCAUUGUGGCCUUAUCUUAGGGACUGGGUCUGCAAGACCUGGCUAUUUGUCCCGGAUACAGAAAAGAAAACAAGGCUUUGGGUUAUAGGGUCCACUGAAGACUUCUUAUGUUGUUUUUUUUUCAGAAGACGCGACUUUUUGAGGUGAAUAAAUACCUUAUUAAUAAUAGCAAUAUAAAUAUUAGCCAACUUUUGUGCUCGAAACGAAACUACAAAAAAUUGCUCUUCGAUAACUAAGCUACAUAUAUUGCAUAUUUAGGGACAGCUUGUUUAGGCUUGCUGUGUUUCGUAAUAUUUAGUAGGUCUUAUAGCCUAUAUUAUGUGUGUAUGUUUUGUACAGUCCUAUAUAGGCUUAAUAUUAUUGGCCAUAAGGUACAAAUCCAGUGUUCGUCCAGUGCCAGAUGCUAUUUUUUCGGUGUCACCCAAUAGAAUGCCUUUGGAGGAGGAGUUUCAAAACAAUGACUUCACAUAAGACAAUAUAUAAGCCCCCCGUCUCACCGAACAAUUACAGGUUUUAUUGUCUAGUUCAGCAACGACCAGACGUUAAAGAUGAGCCUCACAGCUAAGGACAAAGCACUGGUGAAAUCUUUCUUCGCCAAAAUCGCACCGAAGGCGGAGGACAUCGGUAAUGAGGCGCUGUCCAGGACCCUCUUCGUCUUUCCCCAGACGAAGACCUACUUCUCCCACUGGAAAGACGUGAGCCCUGGGUCUGCCGCUAUCCGUAAGCAUGGAUUGACUGUCAUGACAGGCUAUAUGGAUGCUGUUGAGAAAAUAGAUGAUAUCGCGAACGGCCUUCUCACCCUGAGCGAGCUGCAUGCCUUCACGCUGCGUGUGGAUCCUGCCAACUUCAAGAUCAUAACCCACAAUGUGCUUGUGGUGAUGGCAAUGUUUUAUCCCGAGGACUUCACCCCCGAAGUGCAUGUGGCUUGUGACAAGUUCUUUGGCAAAGUUAACCUGGCUUUGUCCGAGAAGUACCGUUAAAGCGGGAAUAGAAGACAAGUCUCAACUGCUUCAAUCGAGCCUGUCUUUGGUUCGAAGUAAUCUGAGCGUUCAAUAAAUCAAUGCAAGAAGUCAGUUCAUGUGUCAUGUAUUUU
This is a messenger RNA of Clupea harengus (Atlantic herring), 2324 nucleotides long. Its product is annotated as hemoglobin subunit alpha-1-like. Gene Ontology annotation, biological process: hydrogen peroxide catabolic process; oxygen transport. Lineage: Eukaryota; Metazoa; Chordata; Actinopteri; Clupeiformes; Clupeidae. Gene Ontology annotation, molecular function: haptoglobin binding; oxygen carrier activity; oxygen binding. Gene Ontology annotation, cellular component: blood microparticle; haptoglobin-hemoglobin complex; hemoglobin complex. The record is from RefSeq and is a predicted model, not a curated record.